UACCGCGUAUCUGGCGUCGGUGUCAGUGCACUCACUGCCGUCCAUGGAACACGCUUCGAAUACGGAAACAUUGCAGAUACUAUCUACCCCGCAGCAGGAGGCAGCAGCGACUGGGCCUAUGACACCGCCGGCGUGCAGAUGGCCUUCGCUUUGGAACUCCGCGACACCGGGAACUACGGCUUCCUGCUCCCCGCCGACCAGAUCAUUCCCGUGGGCGAGGAGACUUGGGCUGGUAUUGUGGCCGCCAUCAAGGCCAUCUAAACGACGCUUCUCCCGACGACAAGAGCUUUCUGUGCACUUUCUGUAGCUGCAAUGAGAAAGGGCAACAGAUUUACGCGCCUUGAGGUCUAGGUCAAGAAAAGUUCUUUCUGGAAUUUCCUCAGUGGAAUAAAGUUGAAAAGAAUCUUCGGA
Molecule: messenger RNA, 411 nt
Organism: Penaeus vannamei (Pacific white shrimp)
Lineage: Eukaryota; Metazoa; Arthropoda; Malacostraca; Decapoda; Penaeidae
Source: RefSeq, a predicted model, not a curated record